UGCACUGGGAAACACGUGUGCCAGGAAGCGUGGAUCUGAUGUAACAAACCUCUGCUCUCCUGCCUCGCGGAGGAGAAUCAGGUUAGUUUCGGUGUGACUGAAGUCAGCUGCUUUACAGGACGUCUCCGCUCUUCCGCUGACUCCGCCCAGCUCUCCUGCACAGCGUUACAAAAGCAGCGAGCUCACCAAACCUGAGCGAGACCUGGACUGGUGACUGCGCCGCCGGAUCAGCAACAAUGGGGGUGACGAUACGAGUUGAAUACUGUGGUUCAUGAGGUUACGAACCCCGCUAUCUGGAUCUCGCAAGUGUUGUCAAGGGCGACUUUCCAGAUGCGGAACUGUCAGGCUUUUUGGGAAGAAGAGGCAGCUUUGAGAUUGUAAUCAAUGGGCAGCUAGUCUUCUCAAAGAUUGAGACUGGCGGCUUCCCUUAUGAGGAUGAUGUCAUGAGUAUGGUCCAGAAUGCCCAUGAUGGCAAACCUAUGCAGAAGAUCACCAAAAGCCGCCCACCAUGUGUCAUCAUGUAAAACCUCCCUCUGCAGCACAGAGACAGGCCAGUGCAACUGCAAACUGCCAAUACCAAAUCUGGUUUACUGCAACCAUCAUAAAACAAGCUGGGAUAACACACUGUCUGAUACAAAACCCACAGAAAUGCACUUUUACUACUAGCUACAUUCUCUGAUGCUGAUCACCGAACUCUGCUCUAAUCUUUGCCUUCCCUCUCUGUUCCUAUCACGGUGCUCCAGGCUGUUAAUGAUUACCAUGGCCUAAACUAUUAAGGGUUGUGGUAUGAUGAAGCCAUUCCUGGAAUAUCUUUCUUUUAUAGGAACAGCGACAGCGAGAUGAAGAGUUGGAGAGAGCUCACAUUUAUUUUUACUACAGCCAUAUUGCCUCACAUCCUCAAACUGCCUGUUCUUUUAAAUUUUUUCAUUGAUCUCACAUGCAAGUUUCAAUUUUCAGUGAAUGCAAGGACAGUACAAAGUAGUUGCACAUAAUAUUAAAGCAUAAAGGGAGACUUUGAUAAUGAUUUCAUAUCAAAGUUUACUGUAUAGGUUGUGAAUAGAGAAGCAAUGUCAUAAUUUGAUGUGUAACUGCAAAGUUAAGCUUACAGUAGUUUUCUGUUUUUUUUCUAUCAAAUUGGAACAUCAAACUUUCAAAUCCUCACUUGUAGUGCUGCCACUGUUUGACCAUUUAAAAAAAAAAAUAAUAAUUUUAAUGUUAAACUGUUUAUUGAACUUGGUCAGAUACUCAAGCAAUCAUCUGUAGUGCUUCUGAAGACCACCACCCACUGGUCUGUCAGAUCAUGCUGAGAUGUCUGCUUGUUUUCCAAAAAUCAUCCUUUUCUGUUAACUCAGAUGUCCAAACUGUAAAAUUCCAAUAAAGGUUAUGGUUGUUUCAUUA
Molecule: messenger RNA, 1398 nt
Organism: Paralichthys olivaceus (Japanese flounder)
Lineage: Eukaryota; Metazoa; Chordata; Actinopteri; Pleuronectiformes; Paralichthyidae
Product: migration and invasion enhancer 1-like
Biological process (GO): negative regulation of apoptotic process; positive regulation of filopodium assembly
Cellular component (GO): cytosol
Source: RefSeq, a predicted model, not a curated record